Messenger RNA from Scheffersomyces stipitis CBS 6054, 741 nucleotides. It is a transcript of the gene ACP1, whose product is annotated as Acp1p. The transcript has a single exon. Bases 23 to 409 code for a protein of 128 amino acids. Gene Ontology annotation, biological process: fatty acid biosynthetic process. Gene Ontology annotation, cellular component: mitochondrion. The record is from RefSeq and is a predicted model, not a curated record. Gene Ontology annotation, molecular function: acyl binding; acyl carrier activity. Lineage: Eukaryota; Fungi; Ascomycota; Pichiomycetes; Serinales; Debaryomycetaceae.
CUGCCAUUUCCACAUUACUGCCAUGUUUAGAACAUCCUUGUUGAGAAACUUGAGAGCUCCUUUAAUUUCGAGCUCUGUCACCAGAAAGCCACUUGUCCAAAAUGUCGUAGCUUUGAGCCAACCACUUUUUGUGAGAAACUAUUCUGGCUUCCCACCUUUGACCAGAGAGUUGGCCAAGGAAAGAAUAUUGGAAUUGUUGGAAGGCUACGACAAGGUCGAUGCCUCCAAGGAAAUCACCGAAGAAUCGUCUUAUGUACAAGAUUUGGGUUUGGAUUCACUUGAUGUUGUUGAAGUUGUCAUGGAACUCGAACAUGAAUUCAACAUCCAAAUCCCAGAUAACGAGGCUGACAGCUUGAAAACCGUUGGUCAGACUAUCGACUAUGUUCUCUCACAAGAAGACUCUGUCUAGUCGAGAAACCGGGUCUUUUUUGACGAUUUUUCACUGCAUAUUCCAUUUCCUUUGAACAGAAAUGACUGAAAUGGUAAGAUAGAUUAUAAAAAUGACAAAAAUCAUUGACAACACGUCUUCAUCAGCAAACCAGCAAUGGGUACAGCAAUCAUUGAAUAUUUGACCCUAUUAUACCUGUCUUGUCUGUAUUUUUACUAUUUCCUUCUACUGUUCUUCAUCUUCAUACACCAAUACACGAUAGCUAUUUAACUGUAAAGUUGCAGAUUAGAAUACCAUUAUCACUUAACAAAUGAAUUUCAAUCUUUAGUAAUAUCAAUAUAUACACCGUUGCU